AGAUAACACCAGGAAAUGUAAAUGUCUUUUGAUUAAGCAACCCAUGUCUUAUAAAUGUUCACAAGCUACAAAGAUCGCCACAAUCACCUCAUCUGUCAUAGCAAUGAGGUCAUUUACCAUAGCAUUCGUGGGUCUCUUGGCCCUGGCAUAUUUGCAAGCAGCAGAAUCUAGAACAACAUGUAGUCCACCAAAACGUAGCUCUAGCGCCGAAGCUAGUGCCAAAGCGUCAGCCAAGUCCAGUGAAUCAAGUGGACAUAGCUCUGCUCAAUCUCAAUCUGCUAGCUCAGCUUCGGCAUCUGGCGCACCUGGAAAAUCGCCCACCUGUUCUGAGUCAUCCGCUCUUGCUGGUGCCCGGUCUCCUUCUAGAGGCCACUCAGAACAGUCAUCGUCUUCUGCCUUAGCUGGAGCUCAAUCUUCUUCUGGAGGUAGCUCCGGGAAAUCUUCAACUUCUGCCCUUGCUGGUGCCCAGUCUUCUGCUGGAGGUGGCUCUGGUCAGGCGUCUUCAUCAGCCUUAACUGGAGCUCAGGCUUCUUCUGGAAAGAGUUCAGGUCAAUCUUCAUCAGCGACCUUAGCGGAGACUGAUUCUUCUUCUGCUGUAGCUGGAGCACAUGCUUCGUCUGGAAAUAUUUCUGGAAGCAAAUCAAGCUGUGGAUGCUCAGGAGUUCCUGGAUUACCGGGACCUCCUGGACCGCCUGGGCCUCCUGGACCUCCCGGUCCUCCCGGAUGUGCAGGUCCAGCAGGUGCACCAGGCGAGAAUGGUAAGCCAGGCUGUCAAGGACCUCCCGGACCUCCUGGAUUGAACGGUUUGCCAGGAUUAGAGGGACCAGUGGGACCAGAAGGUCUAAUGGGACCACAAGGACCAUCUGGUCAAGACGGUCCACGAGGACCUGCAGGGCUGAAAGGACCUCGAGGAAUCCAGGGACCACAGGGUAGUCAGGGACCAAGAAGGUCUGAUGGAGUUCCAGGAUCGUGUAGCACCGGUUCAAGAUCGUCCGCAUCUUCAGGUGCUAAAACUUCCAGCUCUUCUAUAGCUGGAACUGGUGAAAAGUCAGUCGCAGGUGCCAAGUCUGAAGCAAAAAGCGUAUCAAACAACAGUGACGCUGCAUCUGUAGCUGGAUCAAUCAGCGCAGGUGGAACCAGUGGUGGACACUCAGCUUCGAAGGCUGAAGCUAAGUCUAAGGCUGCAAGCAAAUUUGGCGUAUCAGCAAACAGUGGCGCAGCGUCUAAAGCUGGAGCAAUUAGCGCAGGUCGAAGCAGUGAUGGACACUCAGCUUCGAAAGCUGGAGCUAAUUCGCAAAUCUGGAAGCGCCGGAAGCAAAUCUGAAGCUAAAGCCAAAACUGGGGCAGCUAGUCUCGUACAAGCUUAAGGGCUUCUGUACUUAGAAUGCUAUCAGUACAAGGUUUCGCAAUCGUCAU
Messenger RNA from Acanthoscelides obtectus, 1416 nucleotides. The record is from the annotation of a GenBank genome assembly. NCBI's taxonomy places the organism in Eukaryota, Metazoa, Arthropoda, Insecta, Coleoptera, Chrysomelidae.